UGCAAGGUGCUUGUUUGUAAAUCAACACGAGUUGUAAAAGUUUUGUGUAUUCGACGAUGGAGUUUAAAAUAUCAUGUUAAAAGUUUGGAAAAGUAUAUUUGCAGUGCUAUUUUUGAAUUGGGAAUAAUGUUCGGAUAUUUAAGUGAAUAUUCCAUAAGGGAUUUAUUAUGAUUUUGGAGUUAUGUUGGUUUUUGCACGGUUUUUGACGGCUGUGUUGAUUGCACAUCAAAUUAUCAUCAUUGAAGCAUUUCCUUCAUGCUAUCCUGAUCCCUGUUUGAAUGGAGCUGCUUGUAAAACAGCAAGUAAUGGAGAAAGUUACUGUGUGUGUCCCCAAAGUUAUAUAGGUACCUACUGUGAGUUUGAUAAUCCUUGUGGUCCAAAUCUUGAUCUUUGUAUGAAUGAUGGAACCUGUACUGUAAUACAAGCUGGGGGAAUCAAGGCAAGAUGUGAUUGUAAAUUAGGAUUCAAUGGAACCCUUUGUGAAUUUGUAGUUCCUGGCAGUAUAUGUUAUAACAAUCCAUGUAAACAUCAGGGAACAUGUCAAAAUACUCAUUCUUUAGCUGAUUAUAUGUGUACAUGUACAAGUGGAUAUACAGGAAAAAAUUGUGAAUAUAUUGAUUAUUGUGAAAAGCAGCCAUGUAGAAAUGAUGGAACAUGUCACUCUAUGGAGGAUGGCUACUUGUGCAGCUGUACUCAGGGAUACACAGGACCAACAUGCAUGUCUGAUGUAGAUGAAUGUGCAGAGAAUCCAGGGCUAUGUCAAAAUGGUGGACAAUGUGAUAAUAGAAUUGGUUCUUACAUGUGUCACUGUGAUUUAAAGUAUACUGGACAACAUUGUGAACAACUAUUUGUACCUUGUUCUCCAAGUCCUUGUCUGAAUGGAGGAACAUGUGUAACAUCAGGGACAACUACAUAUCAAUGUUUGUGUAAAACAGGAUUUCGAGGAGUGAAUUGUGAAAUCAACAUUAAUGACUGUGAGAAGAACCAAUGUGCUAACGGAUCUACUUGUAUAGAUGGCAAUGAUACAUACACUUGCUCAUGUCCACCAACUCAUACUGGUUAUUAUUGCCAAUUUGACGUAGAUGAAUGUGUUACCCAACCAGGAAUCUGUAAGAAUGGAGCUACUUGUUUAAACAGUCCCCAAGGAAGUUAUACAUGUAUCUGUGUUAAUGGAUGGACGGGAAAGAAUUGUACCACAAACAUUGAUGACUGUGCUGCAGAUCCUUGUUUUAAUGGAGGUACCUGUCAUGACAAAGUUGGCUACUACCACUGUGAAUGCCCCACUGGUAAAACAGGUCUUCGUUGUCAUUUGGAUGAUGCAUGUAUUAGUCAUCCUUGCCAUUCUGGAGCUAAUUGUGAUACGUCCCCAAUUAAUGGUGAUCCUGUAUGUACAUGUAGACAGGGCUGGUCAGGAGCUGAUUGUUCUAUAGAUAUAAACGAAUGUAAUGAAAAUGCCAUUUCUCCAUGUGAACAUGGUGGUACAUGUGUUAACACAGAAGGAAGUUUCAAGUGUGACUGUGCUCCAGGUUAUAACGGUCCCAGGUGUGAACAGAACAUCAAUGAAUGUAUCUCUAAUCCUUGUCAGAAUGAGGGAACUUGUCUGGAUGAUGUAGCAGCAUGGCGAUGUAUCUGUAUGCCAGGCUAUGAAGGAAUCCACUGUGAGAAUGAAAUUGAUGAGUGUAAAAGUAACCCUUGUCAAAACCAUGGGAUCUGUGAAGACCAAGUCAAUAAGUACAAGUGUACUUGCCGACAAGGUUUUACUGGUCCUACAUGUGCCUUGAAUAUAGAUGAAUGUGAAAGUUCUCCUUGUGUCAAUGGUGCCACUUGUGAAGAUAAUGUCAACGCAUACGUUUGUCGUUGUAGGAAUGGUUUUGCUGGCGUAAAUUGUGAGGUGAAUAUCAAUGAUUGUCAGAACAUCGAUUGUCACAAUGGAACAUGUGUUGAUGGUCUGGGUACCUACACAUGUUCCUGUUUACAAGGUUAUACUGGUACCCAUUGUGAAGUACAGAUCAAUGUUUGUGAUUCCCAGCCUUGUCAGUAUGGAGGCAGUUGUUUCAGUUAUACAACCAGUAAUGGACUACGAUAUGAGUGUCGAUGUCUGACUGGAACAUCAGGGAAGAAUUGUGAAACAAAUGGGAACGACUGUAUUAACAAUCCAUGUUUGAAUGGAGCGACAUGUGAAGAUGGAAUUAAUAACUACACAUGUAAAUGUAAACCGGGAUAUAUCGGUCGCAAUUGUUCAAUAAACAUAGAUGAAUGUGCGUCAUCACCGUGCCAGAAUGGUGGUGUUUGUAUGGACAUGGUGAAUGCUUACAAGUGUGAUUGUCCAUCUGGUUAUUAUGAUGCCAACUGUAUCUCCAAUAUCAAUGAUUGUGUUAGUAAUCCAUGUUUGAAUGGCGGUGUUUGUCGUGAUGGUGUAAACAGGUUUGAUUGUGAGUGUCCAGUUGGAUAUACAGGCAGUCGUUGUGAGAUGUUAGCAGAUGAAUGUCAAUCUAAUCCUUGUCAACAUGGUGGCACUUGUAGAAACCUGGUUGGAAGAUAUGAAUGCAGUUGUUUACCUGGAUUCACUGGUACUCAGUGUGAGAUCAACACUGAUGAAUGUGCCAGUAGCCCCUGUAAACAUGGUAGCUGUGUAGACAUGCCCAAUGGAUACACUUGCCACUGUGAGGUGCAAUGGAGUGGUUCUAAUUGUGAAAAAGAAAUGAACCCAUGUUCUCCCAAUCCUUGCAGGAACAGUGCCAACUGUGAUGUGACUGAAAACUACCAGGAUUAUUAUUGCCGCUGCCAGAUAGGAUUUACAGGACGACAUUGUGAUGUUGAUCAUAAUGAAUGUACACAGCCCAAAAUUUGCCACAACGGUGGGACAUGCCAUAACACCUAUGGUUCCUUCAACUGUUCCUGCCUGCCUGGCUAUGAAGGAAAAUACUGUGAAGUCAACCAUGAUGACUGUGAUCCUAACCCUUGUCAAAAUGGAGGGACUUGUUUUGACGGCAUUAACGAUUACACAUGUGUUUGUGUUGGAGGCUUCGGUGGCAAACAUUGUCAGAAUGACAUCAAUGAAUGUGCAUCUAACCCAUGCAGGAAUGGAGCUGUGUGUACAGACUAUGUGAAUUCAUAUACCUGCACCUGUCGUCCUGGUUACAGUGGGAAGGAUUGUCAGAAUGAUGACAAUGAUUGUACACUCUCAUCCUGUUUAAAUGGAGGUACAUGUAUAGAUAAAGAGAACUACUAUAAGUGUGUCUGUCCAAAUGGUUACACAGGAACUAACUGUCAGACGAAGAUACAUCCUUGUGAUAGUAAUCCAUGCAUGAAUGGAGCUACUUGUUCAAACAAACAGUCGUCAUGGGAAUGUGUUUGUCCUUAUGGCUUCACAGGACCUCGCUGUGAGGAAUUUUUCGACUGGUGUGAAACUAAUCCAUGUAAGAAUCGGGGAACUUGUAUGCAGAAUGCUAACGUUUUUGAGUGUACUUGUGCACUUGGUUAUACUGGUAAAACCUGUGACAUCAGUAGAAUGACGUGUGAAGCUGCAGCACAAAAUCAGGGUAUUUCUGUCGGUCAGUUAUGUAAAUAUGGUGGAAAUUGUCGUAACACAGCUGAUCACCAUGUUUGUGAUUGCAAAGCAGGAUAUGAAGGCAGUUACUGUGAAAUUGUUAUCAAUGAGUGUGCAUCAGCACCAUGCCAGAAUGAGGCCACUUGUCAUGAUUUUGAAGGAUAUUACCAGUGUACUUGUAAGUUAGGAUUUCAAGGAACGAACUGUGAUAUCAAUGUGGACGAUUGUCAGAACCAAUCGUGUAACAAUGGCGGAACAUGCAUUGACCUGGUCAAUACAUUUGCAUGCUUGUGUCCACCUGGAACCAAUGGAUAUUUCUGUGAAGUGAACCAACAAGAUUGCUACAGUGGAGCAUGUCACCAUGGUGGUACUUGUAUUGACAAAGUCGGAGGGUUUGAAUGUCAGUGUAAACCUGGCUUUGUUGGAGAUCAGUGUGAGGGAGACAUAAAUGAAUGUGUCAUCUAUAAACCAUGUAAUCCAGGAGGUACAAGAGCCUGUGUUCAGCUGGAAAAUACAUAUAAAUGUGAAUGUAACCCAGGAUGGAUUGGAGAGAAUUGUAGUACUGCUGUCAAUUAUUGUCAAACCAAUCCAUGUUUGAAUGGAGGAACCUGUUCCAAUGGGAAACAUUCUCAUGUUUGUACUUGUAAGUCAGGUUUUAGUGGACCAAACUGUGGAAUUAUCUCAGAUUUCUGUACGCCAAACAGUUGUUACAACAAUGCCAGAUGUGAAAAUUAUGGCUCUGGUUUUCAUUGUAUAUGUUUGCCUGGUACAGAAGGUGAAUUCUGUCAGUAUGAUGUUGUUAAAGAGUGUGAGUCAAAUCCUUGUAGAUAUGGAGGAUCCUGUAUAGAUAAACCAGGUUCCUAUGAAUGCUGGUGUCCAAGAUAUUCUACUGGUGUCAAUUGUGAAGUACAUGACCUGAAUGCUAACCCUGGAUUAGGAAAAGCCACAGUCAGCCCACCUGUGAUUGAUCCCAAACAGGUUUACUGUAAUGAUGGAGGAUGCUCCUCUGUAGCAGGCGAUGGCAAAUGUGAUUCUAAUUGCAACUACAUGGCUUGUCAGUAUGAUGGAGGAGACUGUUCCCUUGGCGUUAAAGAUCUCUGGAAGGACUGUCUGGCCCCAGUAAAUGGUGUCUACUGCUCAGAAGUGUUCCAGGAUGGUAAAUGUGACGAAGCCUGUAACAUGGAGGACUGUUUAUUUGAUGGCAAGGAUUGCAUGGGUAAUCCAACAUGUAACCCAAACUUUAAGUCCUACUGUGAGGUGAAUUAUGGCAAUGGUCACUGUGAUCAGGGAUGUAAUAAUGCUCCAUGUAACUGGGACGGCAAUGAUUGUAACAAUCCUACUCCCAUGAACAGCUUAAAAGGCACAAUGGUUAUAUUCAUAUAUAAAACUACCAAAGACGAUUUCCUGAUUAAUGCAAAUGAAUUUCUACGUAACAUGGGACUGUUAUUGAAUGUUGUGAUCAAGAUAAAGAAGGAUGCUAAUGGAAAUUUUAUUAUUAAACCUUGGUCUUCUAAUGGGCUCCAUAGAGAGAAAAGGUCCAUUAUCAACAGGAUCAAAAGAGAGAGUGUUAAAAUUGAAGGAAUUGAAGUACAUCUUGAAUUGGACAGUAGCCAGUGUAGAACAGAUCCUUCCAUGAAGUGCUUAACUAAGAUUGAAUCAGCAGUACAGAUUAUAGCAGCUCAGAAGAACCAAUCCUGGUCACAUGGUGGUCCAACCAUCAGUAGAGUUUCAAGUGAAGAUGUAGAUGGUCCUGGUCAAGAUGAAGCUACAUCAUACCAAACAAUGUACAUUGUGGUUGCAUGUGGUGGCAUUCUGGUGUUGGCCAUACUUGUUAUUGUUGUUUUGUCAAGAAAGAAGGUGGCACGAGGCAUUACCUGGUUUCCUGAAGGAUUUUUCUCCAGCAAUAAUAGUUCUAAGGCUCCUGGACCAAGAGCAUCAAAGAGACGAGUCCCAGAUGGUGAAGAAAAGAAAGGUAAUCAGAUGCCACAAUUUGAUGGUUUGACUGGUGCGACAACUCCACCAUGGAAUGAUGAUGAGGAUGAAUCUAAGGCCAAACGAAUCAAGAUGGAGAAAGAUUGUGAAGUUUUAGAACAGAAUUUAGAUGGGGAUAAAGACCAGCGACAAUGGACACAGCAGCAUCUAACAGCAGCAAACAUUUCAAAUGAUUCAAUGCUUGCUUUGACUCCGCCUGACGACUGUGAUCACACAAGAGUUAGAGAUAUAGAUGUACGCGGCCCCGACGGCUUCACACCCCUCAUGUUGGCAGCUUUCCGUGGAGGAGGAUAUGAUGUUGGAGAUAACGAAUCCAGUGGAUCUGGUGGAUCAGGUUCUUCGGACAGUAGAGAUUCAGAAAAUUGUGUGGAUUACAUACAAGCAUUAUUGACACAAGGUGCUUCAGUGGACCUAGCUACAGACAGGACUGGAGAAACAGCUUUACAUUUGUCAUCUAGGUAUGCCAGAUCUGAUGCUGCCAAAAUUUUGUUAGAUGCUGGAGCUGAUCCUAACCAACCAGAUAUUCAAGGUAGAACACCUCUACAUUCUGCAAUUGCUGCUGAUGCACAAGGUGUUUUCCAGAUUUUAUUAAGAAACAGAAGCACUAAUUUGAAUGCAAGAAUGGAGGAUGGUGCCACGCCCCUUAUAAUGGCAGCUCGUUUAGCUGUAGAAGGGAUGGUGGAAGAUUUAAUCGGUGCUGAUGCUGAUAUAAAUUCUGCUGAUGAAUACGGUAAAACAGCUUUACAUUGGGCGUCUGCUGUCAACAACUACACUGCAGCCCAAGUGUUGUUACAGCAUGGAGCUAACAGGGAUGCACAAGACCACAAGGAUGAGACACCUUUAUUUUUGGCAGCACGAGAAGGCGCAUAUGAAUCUGCUAAAAUUUUACUUGAACAUUAUGCAAAUCGUGAUAUUACUGACCAUAUGGACAGGUUACCACGUGAUAUAGCAAGCGAGAGGAUGCAUGGUGAUAUCUUACAAUUAUUAGAUGAGUACUGCAUUAGUAGUCCCAUGUCAUUACCUACGUCGCCAAAUGGCCUGCACUUUAUGCAGCAAAAACCUUCAAAAAUGAAACAAAAGAAAUCUAAGCACAACAAUGGACUUGGUACUCCACUUACACACAACGGAGUGUUAAUCAAUGGUGUACACCAAAAAAGAACUAAAUCCAAGAAGAAAUCUUCUAAAGGAAAUGGACAUUCUCAAAUCAGUGAGGGAUCUAUUGGAACUGUCUCACCGGGAAAUUCAAUUGCGUCUCCUUUGGAUUAUGAGCGUACACCUCCACCAUAUGACAGUAUGUAUGGUAAUGGACAAAACUUCUUACAGCAACAGACUUUACAGCAGUCAAUUGAAGAACUGCAGAAAAACUGUGCAAUGAAUCAAGUGCUAGACGUUCAGAAUCAUAAUGAUAAUAAUUAUAGAGACCUUCGGAAUUGUUAUGAUAAGACUCUGAUGGAGCAAGAGUAUGCCCUGUGGCAUCAAGGACAUCAAAAUUCACAAAUGAAUCCACAACAUUCUCAGCCAUCAAAUAUUCCAACACCACCACAAAACAUCCCAUCCAAUCCUAGUCCCCUUGGCAAAAUAUCACCAUCAAAACCACCAAAAAACUUGCCAACGUCACCUACUCAUAUUCAGGCAAUGCAGCAACGUGCGCGACAAGAACGUGCAAAUGGAAGUCCACCAAACAAACAGACUGAUCUAACGUGUUCAUUUCAGAAUAAAAAUCAUAGUGAACCCAUGCCAUUUACAACAUUUGGCAGAGGGAUGCAAAAACUUUCAACCCCUCAACAACCAAUGUACUUAGAACAAUUCCCUACUCCUCCAUCAACACACAGUAUGGGCUCACCGCCACAGAUAAUUCAUCAACCAGUGCUACCAGAUCAUUAUCUCACCCCAUCACCAGAUUCACCAGGACAGUGGUCUAGUUCAUCGCCUCAUUCAGCGCAUUCUGAUUGGUCGGAGGGUAUCUCCAGUCCGGACCAAAAUGUACGGACGACACUUACACAACCACCUGUCUUUUUAUAACAUUAUGAGUCAUUUUAUUGUUUUUAUUUCAUUUUCUGUCUUUCUUUCUCCGUUGUGAGAAAGAGUAUAAAAUUUAUAUAUGCAUUUAUUUUGUAUUUCAUUAGCAUAUGAAUAUUGUCUGGUAAAGUAAUGAUAACUUAUAUAUGUAUAAGUUGACCAUGACACUCAUAAUAUUUUUUUC
Mytilus californianus (California mussel) is the source of this 7745-nucleotide messenger RNA. Its product is annotated as neurogenic locus notch homolog protein 2-like. Gene Ontology annotation, molecular function: protein binding; calcium ion binding. The record is from RefSeq and is a predicted model, not a curated record. The coding region runs from base 182 to 7564 and encodes 2460 amino acids. The transcript has 29 exons. NCBI's taxonomy places the organism in Eukaryota, Metazoa, Mollusca, Bivalvia, Mytilida, Mytilidae. Gene Ontology annotation, biological process: cell differentiation; Notch signaling pathway; regulation of developmental process. Gene Ontology annotation, cellular component: membrane.